Pocillopora verrucosa is the source of this 705-nucleotide messenger RNA. The record is from RefSeq and is a predicted model, not a curated record. Lineage: Eukaryota; Metazoa; Cnidaria; Anthozoa; Scleractinia; Pocilloporidae.
AUGCCAAAUUUGAGUUUGCUAAAUGCUGGAUUUUCAGCAAUCUUCGCUGGCCUCCCUUCGAAUGACAUACGCAAACUGUUCGAAGCAAGUUACGCCAUGGCACCUCAGCCAGCUCUGAUGGCUCCUAAAAGUCACGAUCAAAGUCUUGAUAUUCUAGCGGAGUGGAUGCCUUGUGAUAAGUGGACGUUUCUCGACUCUAGCGGGCUUGAUCCCCAGUACGAUUAUGAUUUCACUAAUGUCGAAGAUGACGGUAAGAAAUACAUGAGAGGAGGGCAUCAAUAUUACCGACCGUACGGUUGGAAUAGAAUAGCCUUAAAAGUUCAUGGCAAAUACACUGGAGGUGACGAAUGGCUCGGUCCAAACGGCAUACGCACUGAAGAGGCCCCAAACGAAUGGGCAGUUUCGUAUCACGGCACGAAGGCCGAACACGCCGUCAGCAUAAUCAAACAAGGGUUGAAACCUGGUCCCAGAGAAAUGUUCGGUCCAGGUAUCUACAGCAGCCCUUGUCCAAAAAUGGUUGAGUGGUAUUAUGCACAGGAAUUCAGAUAUGAGGGAAAAGUCUACAAAAUUGCCUUCCAGAAUCGUGUCAAUCCCGAUAGUGUCCAAAUCAUCCCUGCUUCAAAAACACCUGUUGGAGCGGAAUACUGGAUCACACAGAAAGGCGACAUCCGUCCUUACGCUGUGAUUCUUAAAGAAAUUGUAUAA